UUUCCAUAAUGGAAAAAGGAAGCACAGUUUUCAACAGUGCACAAAGGCUGGAAGUUGUUAGAAAUUGCAUCUCAUUCAUUUUUGAAAACAAAUUUUUGGAGACUGAAAAGACCCUGCCUGCAGCUCUGAGAGCCCUGAAGGGAAAGGCAGCUCGGCACUGCCUGACACAGGAGUUAGGCUUGCAUGUUAAACAAAAUCGAGCAAUACUGGACCAUCAGCAGUUCGACUACAUUGUGCGAAUGAUGAACUGUGCUUUGCAGGAUUGUUCAUCUUCAGAAGAAUACAGCAUUGCUGCAGCGUUGCUACCCCUGACGACUGCUUUUUAUAGGAAAUUGGCACCUGGAGUUAGUCAGUUUGCUUACACCUGUGUGCAAGACCAUCCCAUCUGGACUAACCAACAGUUUUGGGAAACAACCUUUUAUAGUAAUGUGCAAAAUCAAGUUCGCUCCCUCUACCUUUCAGCCAAAGAUGACAACCAUGCAGUACAGUUGAGACAAAAGGAGAAAAAUUCUGUAGGUUCAGACCAGGAUAAGACAGCAAUGGACCUGGCUGCUGAGCAAUUGCGAUUGUGGCCAACUCUUAAUAAGCAAAUGCAGCAGGAGCUCAUCCAGAAUGAAGAAAGUACAGUUUUCAGUCAGGCAAUUCAUUUUGCUAACCUCAUGGUCUACCUGCUAGUACCACUGGAUACAAGUAAGAACAAGCUGUUGAGAACAUCAGCUACUGGUGACUGGGAGAGUGGAAGCAACAGUAUUGUCACAAACAGUAUUGCAGGCAGCGUUGCAGAGAGUUAUGACACUGAAAGUGGAUUUGAGGACUCUGAGAACAAUGAUGUUGCAAAUGCAGUUGUACGCUUCAUCACGAGAUUUAUUGACAAAGUUUGCACAGAGAGCGGUGUUACACAGGAUCACAUCAAGGGUCUUCAUUGUAUGAUACCAGGCAUUGUUGCAAUGCACAUAGAGACCCUGGAGGCUGUCCAUCGUGAGAGUAGGCGGCUUCCACCAAUACAGAAGCCCAAAAUUCUGCGACCAACUUUACUGCCAGGAGAAGAAUUUGUUUGUGAAGGUCUCCGUGUGCUGCUGGAUCCUGAUGGCAGAGAGGAAGCUACAGGAGGACUGCUUGGAGGUCCUCACAUCCUCCCUGCUGAAGGAGCUUUGUUCCUUACCACUUACAGAAUUAUAUUUAAAGGCACUCCUCAUGAUCAACUGGUUGGAGAGCAGACAGUGAUCCGGAGCUUUCCUAUUGCAUCUGUUACGAAGGAGAAGAAGAUCACUGUACAAAACCAGCUGCAGCAAAGUAUGCAGGAAGGACUGCAGAUCACUUCAGCUACCUUUCAGUUAAUUAAAGUAGCAUUUGAUGAAGAAGUAAGUCCUGAAGUGGUGGAAAUAUUUAAGAAACAGUUAAUGAAGUUCCGUUAUCCUCAGUCUAUCUUCAGCACUUUUGCAUUUGCAGCUGGGCAAACAGCACCACAGAUAAUUUUACCGAAACAAAAAGAAAAGAACACGUCAUUCCGUACCUUCUCAAAAAGCAUUGUGAAAGGAGCAAAACGUGCUGGGAAGAUGACAAUUGGACGCCAAUAUUUAUUAAAGAAGAAGACAGGCACAAUAGUGGAAGAAAGAGGGAAUCGCCCAGGCUGGAAUGAAGAGGAUGAUAUCUCUGUUUCAGAUGACAGCGAGAUGCACACAAGUGGUACCCUAAAAGCAUCCGAAAAAUCAACAAUGGAGCAAUUAGUAGAAAGAGCCUGUUUCAGGGACUAUCAACGUUUGGGACUAGGGACCAUCAGUAGUAACUCUUCCCGUUCAAAAACAGAAUACUUGAGAGUAACUGCACUGAACAGGAUGUAUUCACUUUGCAGGAGUUAUCCUGGGCUUCUGGUAGUACCUCAGUCUGUUCAAGACAGCAGUCUGCAGAGAGUUGCUCGCUGUUACCGUCACAAUCGCCUACCAGUUGUUUGUUGGAAGAACUCUAGAACCAGUACUCUUCUACUUAGAUCUGGGGGCUUUCAUGGAAAAGGUGUUGUUGGCCUCUUCAAAUCCCAAAACACACACACUACAGCUCCUACUUCUUUAGAAUCUUCAAGCAGUAUAGAACAGGAGAAAUACCUACAAGCGUUACUGAAUGUGAUAUCCGUCCACUGCAAAAUGAAUGGCGGUAACACUCUUACUGCUAGACCAACAAUUGCUCUGUCUCCAGGUGUAUGGGCAAGUCUUCGUUCAAGCAAUCGAUUUAUCAACACUCAGACCCCAUUCAUUGAUGUUGGUGCAAGACUUGCAGGGAAAGAUAACACUACUUCCUACAGCAGCAGCACUUUCCUGCAAAGUCAGCUUCUGAGACGGCAAGCAGCCCUCUAUAUAUUUGGAGAAAAAUCUCAGUUACGGGGAUUCAAACUUGAUUUUGCUUUGAAUUGUGAAUUUGUUCCUGUUGAAUUCAGUGACAUCCGACAGACAAAGGCAAGCUUUAAAAAGCUGAUGAGAGCUUGUGUUCCCAGCACUAUUCCUACAGAUUCUGAGGCAACAUUCCUUAAAGCACUUGGGGAGUCAGAGUGGUUCCCACAGCUUCACAGGAUAAUGCAAUUGGGUGUCAUCAUCUCUGAGCUCCUGGAAAAUGGUUCUUCUGUUAUGGUUUGUUUGGAGGAUGGCUGGGAUAUUACUGCACAA
Nestor notabilis (Kea) is the source of this 2654-nucleotide messenger RNA. RefSeq names its product myotubularin-related protein 13-like. The record is from RefSeq and is a predicted model, not a curated record. Lineage: Eukaryota; Metazoa; Chordata; Aves; Psittaciformes; Psittacidae. The annotation marks the transcript as partial. The transcript has 17 exons.